Messenger RNA from Aspergillus luchuensis, 1236 nucleotides. RefSeq lists its product as uncharacterized. Lineage: Eukaryota; Fungi; Ascomycota; Eurotiomycetes; Eurotiales; Aspergillaceae. Bases 1 to 1236 code for a protein of 411 amino acids. The record is from RefSeq and is a predicted model, not a curated record. The transcript is spliced from 2 exons. Gene Ontology annotation, cellular component: nucleus. Gene Ontology annotation, biological process: peptidyl-threonine phosphorylation; peptidyl-serine phosphorylation; positive regulation of DNA-templated transcription. Gene Ontology annotation, molecular function: ATP binding; protein serine/threonine kinase activity; transcription coactivator activity.
AUGUCAGGUGUGAUCGGAAUGACAGCAGCAACUCGAUACUGCAACCAAGAUGGCAAGGAAGACUUCGGCGACUUUGUGCGCAAUGAAGACGAGGAAAUGGACCUGGAAGAGGUUGCCGAGCCCUGGGAAAGAUAUGAUAAAAAGAUAACCUCAGAUGUCUUCUAUCCCAUCCGCCUUGGAGACCUGAUCAACGAGAGGUACCUGAUAGAGCAUAAGCUUGGAUCCGGCGGCUUCUCGACUGUCUGGAUGGCCCAUGACCAACAAAAGAGCAGGGACGUUGCCCUCAAGAUCAUGUUUGCAGGAGAAUCGGGUGAAAGUGAAAUCCGCCUGCAGGACGAAAUCGUUCGGAAUGUGCGUGAUGCCUCCUCUCAUUUUGUGACGUAUCUGGAAACCUUUCUACUUCCGGGAGAUGGAUGUCACCAUACGGUUCAAGUAUUUCCUUUAAUGGGCCCAUGUCUUUACUGUCCGAACGUGAUAAAAAUAUCUAUGACUACUCGCAUGUCCGCUGCUCUGCAAUUGCUAGAGGCGUUGGAGAGUUUACACGAGGCCGGAAUAGUCCACCGUGAUUUGAAUGAGAGAAAUUGUAUGUGGGGAAUGCAACCCCUCCACCAUCUACCCAGGAGUGCUAAAUACAAAGCAUUGGGCCGGCCAUUGAAGCAAAUGAUACCGGUGGACGAUCUCUGGAAGGAAGGGGAGCUCGUUGGACCUGCUAAAAUCCCCCAAAGCCUACAAACCCCAAAAUUCUAUCUCGGCGACUUUGGUCUGGCAAAGAAACUGAGCGAUCCCGUGACUCCACGUGGCUAUCCACCAUUACAAUAUUGCUCCCCGGACCGCCUGCAUAGACAAGAUCCCAGUCCUGCCUGCGACAUGUGGAGUUACAUGAUCCUCUUUUCGGAACUUUACCUUGGCAACGUGCCUUUUUCUACGUUUUUCAAUGGUGGAAUUAUUGGUGGUUUCGUGUUGUCUUUAGGUCCUCUGCCCGAGGAGUGGAAGGGACUCUAUACUCAUCCCGAGAGCCGUGAUUCCUGGUAUGACCAGAACCAAACUCCCGAUCCCAAAUGGACUCUUGAGUCUAGAAUUGCAAGUUUUCGUCCCGACGCCGACCCAGUGGAGCGAAGCCAUGUGCUUUCUAUUAUGUCUCGUGUAUUCACUUACGACCCAGCGAAGCGUCUGACCGCAUCCCAGCUUCUGCGUGACCCUUCGUUCAGAGCUAUCAUGGAAAAUCAUGGCUGUUGA